AAAAAAGGUUAUCCCUGGUGUUGUAAACAUCUUUGUCAGCUGCAGACAUUAAUCGGCAUCUUUAUUGGUCUAAUAGCAUUCAAACUAGCCUGGGUGAAUAACACAAUCAAACAGUUUUAUUAUAAAUUUAUUUAUUUUGUCAAGUUCAUUUUUCAUCAGUAUUUUCCCUGUUUGUAAGAGCUGCUCAAUGGAGAUGUCCUAAUAAACUAAACCCUUAGAUAUGCUACUUCUAUUUACAUUUAUCAAAUUAAAUUGGCUGUAACAGACAACAGUUCAUAUUAACUUGUGUUUUAAUGUGGGAAACAAUAAGUUAAAACAUUAUGAAAACCAGAACACCAGAACCAGAUCUGGAACUGCCACUGUAAAACCUUCUAGACUUGACUUGUGAACAGCUAGGAGACAUUAGAAUAGUGACUAAACACAUUUUUGUUGCAUUGUUCUAUUUGACAGCUAGGCCUUACAAGUGGUUGUGCGAAUAGACAUUUAGUUAACAGUGUUUAAAAAGUGAUUUUUUUUUUCUUUACAGGUUUGAACUGGACUCUUAAAGAAGGGUUCAUGUGACAGGAAGAGUUUCUGGGAAGUGAAGUAAUAAGUGUGUUGUUGCUGGUGGAAUACAGUUUGACCCAAGUUUGCUUGUUUUGAGUUAGAGGACUCUCCAUAGAUCACCUUGACGUAGUGUUUUGUUGGUUUGUGGAUUUUAAUCAGUAAAAUUGCGAUGGCGUCUGACAUCAGUGAAGCGUCAUCAUCCACUGCAGACCUCAAGCUGCAGUUCGCCCCCUUCAGCAGCGCUCUGGAGGCAGGAUUCUGGCACCAGCUCACUCAGAAGAAGCUCAAUGAGUACAGAUUGGAUGAGAGCCCGAAGUGUAUCAAAGGGUACUAUUACAACGGUGAUCCGGUCGGUUUGCCAACUCGUCUGACAUUGGAGUUCAGUGCAUUUGAUGUCGAUGGUCCGACCCCYGCUCGAUGCUGUCCAGCUGUUGGAACGUUGCACAACACCAACACACUAGAUGCCUUUAAGAACACUGAUAAGAAGGCUCUGCUGGAGUUGGAGGCCGCUGAGAUCUGGGAUGCUAUACGGUCUGGAGCUGCAUUAAAGAACCCAUCUAUUCUUUGCAGAUUUAUUCUACUGACCUUUGCAGACCUGAAGAAGUACCAUUUCUACUAUUGGUUCUGCUUCCCUGCACUUUGUUUCCCAGAAGGGAUAAAGAUUGUCCAACAGCCCGUUGUCUUGGACCAAGUUUUAUCAGCAAGACAGAUCACAGCCCUGCGGGAGGCAUAUGAUGGCCUGUGUGUCAGCAGAGGGACCACUGCCGUUCCUUACUUCCUAAUGAAAUACACCGAUGACACCAUUCACAUGGCUCCACUUGAGGAAUGGGAGACAUUUUUCACAGAUACUGAAAAGGUUACUGUGGGCGUUUACGAUCCGUGCACUCUAUCUCAACAUCCUGGCUGGCCUUUGAGAAAUCUUUUGGUCCUCUUGGCUACACAGUGGGGCUCUAAGCUGGAUGUGGUGGAAGUGCUGUGCUUUAGGGACAGAACUCUGCAGGGGAGCCGCUCCAUUCAACACAGCCUCAUCUUCCAAGUCAAGCUACCUGAACUUCCCAGCACCUCAGUGUGUCCUAAAAGUGUUGGUUGGGAGAAGAACCCAAAGGGAGCCUUGGGUCCCAGGAUGGUCAACCUGAGUGAAUGUAUGGACCCUAAAAGGCUUGCAGAAUCAUCAGUUGACCUGAACCUUAAGCUGAUGAGAUGGAGACUGGUUCCUUCAUUAGACUUGGACAAAGUUGUCAACACCAAGUGUCUUCUUCUGGGGGCUGGGACCCUCGGCUGUAAUGUGGCCAGGACUCUCAUGGGAUGGGGAGUGAGACGUAUCACGUUUGUCGAUAAUGCAAAGAUCUCGUACUCCAAUCCAGUUCGACAGCCGCUUUAUGAGUUUGAGGACUGCCUCGGAGGAGGAAAAUCCAAAGCUCCUGCAGCCGUUGACCGUCUUACCAAAAUCUUCCCUGGUGUGAAUGCAGAGGGUUAUAACAUGAGCAUCCCAAUGCCCGGCCACCCAGUGAAUUUUUCCCAGGCUACUCUUUCGCAGGCCCAGAAAGACGUGGAGCAGCUGGAGAAGCUCAUUUCAGAGCACGACGUUGUGUUUCUGCUCAUGGAUACGAGAGAGAGCCGCUGGCUGCCUACAGUGAUCGCUGCCAGCAAGAGAAAGCUGGUGGUGAACGCUGCCUUAGGCUUUGACACGUUUGUCGUGAUGCGUCAUGGCCUUAAGAAACCUUCGGACCAUCAGACUGUUUCCACAGAAACAGACUCUUCCCCUUCGUGUUCCUCUGCUUCCUCCUCAUCCUCCACACCGGCUGGAUCUGCUCCUCGUGUUCAAGGGUCCUCCCUGUUCUCCAACAUCCCGGGUCAUAAACUAGGCUGCUACUUCUGCAACGAUGUCGUUGCACCAGGAGAUUCUACCAGGGAUCGGACCUUGGAUCAGCAGUGCACAGUUAGCAGACCAGGCCUUGCUAUGAUUGCUGGGGCUCUAGCUGUGGAGUUGAUGGUGUCCAUCUUACAACACACUGAAGGGGGCUAUGCAGUGGCCAGCAGCAGUGACGACAGGAUGAAUGAACCUCCCACKUCUUUGGGUCUUGUACCACAUCAGAUUCGAGGCUUUCUCUCCAGGUUUGAUAACGUCCUCCCUGCCAGUUUGGCCUUUGACAAAUGCACGGCCUGCUCUCCUAUUGUAUUGGACAACUAUGAGCGGGAAGGCUUCAGAUUUCUGUCCAAGGUUUUCAAUUCCUCCCACUCCUUUCUGGAGGACCUGACAGGGCUGACACUGUUGCACCAGGAGACACAGGCUGCAGAGUCUUGUGCUGGCACAGAGGGCCCACUGAGCUGUCAGUGAGUGGGAGUUCAAGCAAAAGAGAAUCAGGAAAACUACCACUGGCUCCAUCUCAACGCGGGGACUUUCCACUGCUUGGGCCUCAUGUAUCCCGUCUGACUUUUCCCAAACAAAACAAAAACCACACUAAAUUUGACAGCAUUUUUUUUCUUUUUACAAAGUUACUCAUACUGAUGUGUAAAUAAAUUAAAAAACUGUACUCUUAGUGCUCAAUUCUACUUUAAUUUCAAUCAGUGUUGAUUAGAUUUUGAACAACUUACAAUGCAUUUGCGUUGCAGAAAUAAAUAUUACCCCCCAAAUUAGUGCAGAGUAGUAUUAUAUUGCUGACUUAAUAAUUUAAACUAAACAUUUAUAAAAAUUGAUGUAUAUUCUGUCCAACAUUAAGAUAUAUGUGAACCUAAAAUCUAAAUAGUUUAUAUUGAUAUGAAGAAUCACUGAAAAAUUCACAGCAUGCACUGAAAAAUUAAAUUGUCUGUUUCUUGCACAAUUCCACAUUUACUUAGUUUUUGCAUGGCCUCAGAAACAUAAUAGCUAGUCCUCCUCUCUCUCUUUGGCAUGUUCCAGCUUGUCCUACUGUGACCAUGGCAACAAGGGUGACAUCAUUGUUUUUGGCAGGGCAGAAGGGUGGCAAUAAAGAAAGAGGACUGUGACACCGCACUGUCCAAUCAGCAUCCAGGGACACACAACAGCUUAUCAGCGAGUGCGGCACUCAACAAAGAGGAAACCUGUGAGAGUUUCCCCUGCAAACAAGAACGACAAUUGACUGUAAAGAGUCAAACUCUGCUGACUUAGCUCUAACUCAACACUGAACCCAAACAUCAUCAAAACUGAAAUAAGGUCAGCAUAUUAUUGCAGGACAUUUAACGUGCUAAAGCUUAUACAGUGCAAUUUGUACUGACCGCGACAACAUAUGGUUCCUCGUUUUUUUUGUUUGCAGUCUGUGUAUUAAUCUUUGACCGUGCCAAACCUUCAAUCCAAAAAAAAAAAAGUUUGGUGAUGUUUUUGGUAGUAAAGACAUAACAGGCUAACAUUUGCACAGAGGGUAAAAUAAAAUGCAAAAAUAGGCAGAAGAACACACUGACACAAGAACAAUGCUACAAAAGAGCAAAAUUUGUGCAAUUUUCUGCAAAUUGCAAACAAAUCAUAGAACCAGGAACAAGAAAGCAAAAAUAUAAAAUCUCACACAACCAAAGGGGAAAAAUGUCCAUUUUCUUUUAUGUAGAAAAAAAUUUGCACCCGCUUUAGUCUACGUUUAAGACCUAAUUUGUACAUCAGGUUGUGCUAAAUGUUUGUUUUAAGAGCCCACCAAAUGUAUAUUUUUUUCUGUAAACCAGGAAGACAAUCAGUGGAACAAGGGCAGGACCAGAAGUAAAACUCCACUCUUCUUCCUCAGUUCAUUAGGUCUACAUGAUCAAAGCCUCUUUCUCUUGAUAGAACUUCAAACAGCUUGGAAUCAGGAUGAGAUUGGAUUACAAACUGAGGUGAACCUCUCUCUCUUUCAUUUUCAUCUUUUUUCCCUCGCACUCUCCUUCCCCCUUUUGGAUACUUAAAUAAAGAUUAGUUCUAACAAGUCCUCUCUCUCUCUGCAAAACAGCAAAGUAGUUAUUUUUGGCCUAGAUUCUCAGAAACCCGUAGUGCCUCUGGKUUGCUUUUAUCCCUAUCCAUAGAGAUUUUAAACUUUAAGUUUUCAAAAGGACACACGAAAAAUAAUAAUAAAUCUCCAUUGAAGUUAUUGAUUGUUUGGGCUGAACUUUUAAACCUUGUGUUAGACUUGUUUAACUUCUGACGGAAAGAAAAAAAAAGAAAAACAAAGCAAAGUGCCAGACAUUAAGGAGGUUUUAAGUCCUGUUUAUUUUUUUCCUAGUCAGCAUUACUCUCCUCUUCUCCAUGGUAGGCUUACAAAUGAUGGCAGAAAGCCAGAAACGGAUGAACUAACAAACAGAGAGUACUAAAACUUCCUAGAACUGUGUAGUGCAUACUUUACCAUCGAACCUAUCCAAAUAUCCUUCACUAAAGAAUGACAGAUUCUCAAAUGUCUGAAAUAAAGAUUUGAAAACAAAACAAAAAAAAUGAAACAAUGUGAACUUGAAUUAAAAAUAACCUUGCAGCUAGAAACUAUUUAGCAAAGAAAAAAAAGCAUUUUAUGUAAGGAUAUACAAACCYCUGAAGAGUUCAUAAGAGUUCCACUGUUUUGCUCCACACCACAACAUGGCUAUUUGCUUUUUACUUUUGUCUUUAUGGUUUUAGUACCUGACAGUGCAAAAUACGACCGUGUCACUGCCUGUAAGUGRCUGAAAUCUGUCAUCAAGGAUAUUGUGGAGUAACAUUUAUCACUCAACCCAAAAAUUGGCACACCCAUCAAUGUGGGAGUUGUYACGCAAGAUUUUGUUUUUCUCCACUCUGAAUUGUAACAAAUAAAAAGAUACAGRGAAGAGCAGACACUGAUAGCACUGAAGAUAAUUGUCACUUAUUGUCAAUUAUAUUAACAAGACCCAAGGACUUGGCUGUCCUUAUUUAAACUGAUUAAAACCUGGAGCAUGUCCAAUAUUGGAUAAACUACAGAGCAUAAACACCUGAGUCUGAUUUAAUUUGUUCAAUUAAAAAAAACAAGAUGAAGUCUAACGCUUUAUGCUAAAAUUUCUUUGAGCAAGCGAUUAAGCAUUACAUCCCUGUGGGAGUCAGGAUAGUGUAAACUAUUCAAACGUUUCAUUAUCACAUUGUGACUGAGGUUAUUCAAAAUCAUCAGCAUUAUUUAGCACUGAAUACAUCUAACAAGCAGACAUAUUUUAACAAACCACAUAUAAAAGCAUCUACCUCUUUUAAGAAGUUCAUGGCUGAGCAUGUGUGAGAUAAACAGUGCCAUGCUUGUGCUUGCACAUGCACAUGCGUGUCAACAAUUACAACAAAGUGAUAGCUUCAGAAGAGGCCUGAGGCAGCAAGGACAGAGCACCGGUAUGAGCAUGUAUGUGUGUUUGCCAGAAAACGCAUUUAGGUAGGUGUGCUCAUGCACAUAAUACAAGUCAGGACACUCACAGUAUCACAAAGCUUUUCCAAUUUUUACUUGCUCAACAUGUUUAAGCUCUGGGGGCUUUUCUUUCACGAUUCUUUUUUUUUUUCUUUUAAUGCUAAGCUCCUUUCCCAAUUCUUUUUAUCUUUGUUUUCUUAUCAAGAGGCAUGUGAUGAAGUCAGAUUUUAGCUCAGUCAGCUAAAAACACUUAGGAAAACUGAAAAAUAAACAGACAGAUCCAAUCUGUCAGGAAAUGCAUCCAGAGACCAAAUGGAUUUAGGUUCAACAAAGUGACACCGAGUGGAUCCUGAAAUAUAAAUAUAUACCACUCCUUCUAACUGAUGUAAUUCACAGAAACAGGCUGAAACCUGGAGAAGAUGUAGCUUCAUGCUAACACACACACACACACACACACACACACACACACACACACACACACACACACACACACACCUCUGGCUCUGACAGGCAGCCACCCCAGGCUACACCUUCAGUGCAGAGUUCUGCACAGCCUCUAAAAUUUUACAAGUGUCCAAACUACUGAGCAAAACUAAACAGGUUGCACGUUUAAACACAGUUUAAACCGUGGACCGUAGUCUCACAUGCAGUUUGUCAAAUAGGAAUUGGAGAAGACUCAAACAAGUUCAAGUAAUCCAUCAGAACCCAAAAAAUAAAAAAAAUAAAAAUCACCUCUGCUGAGAGAGUUCUUAGUCCCAUGGCAAAAGCUGCUACUUUUAACAUUUU
This is a messenger RNA of Austrofundulus limnaeus, 6632 nucleotides long. RefSeq names its product ATG7 autophagy related 7 homolog (S. cerevisiae) (gene atg7). The record is from RefSeq and is a predicted model, not a curated record. NCBI's taxonomy places the organism in Eukaryota, Metazoa, Chordata, Actinopteri, Cyprinodontiformes, Rivulidae. Gene Ontology annotation, molecular function: Atg8 activating enzyme activity; Atg12 activating enzyme activity. Gene Ontology annotation, cellular component: phagophore assembly site; cytoplasm. The transcript has 19 exons. Bases 716 to 2884 code for a protein of 722 amino acids. Gene Ontology annotation, biological process: autophagy of mitochondrion; piecemeal microautophagy of the nucleus; cellular response to nitrogen starvation.